AUGUUGAAGUUGUGGCUCGGGCUCGCGCUAACGGCUGACUCAUCGGCUUUAUUCAGGGAUCGUAAUAGUUUUGGGAUGAAUCUAAAAAGACCAUCGGAGCUCUACAAACACCUAAGAGUUUCCAAGAGACAUAUCCUGGGAAAAUCCCAUGAUGACGUCGUUACAUCACUCCCAAAAGACAAUGAUGCCCCAGAGCUAGAGUCACGACUUCAAUUCCAUAAACAAUUUAUGAUCGGAGCGCAAAAUAACAGAGUAGGGUUAGGAUCAAGUAGGAAAGUCCAAGAUACGGAUAUAUUGAAGUCUUUUAUUCGGCAAGACGAGAACGAUAAAUACAAGAUCCAUGCAAUGAGUUUAGAAAUGCAGAACGAUUGGUUAGACAUGGGAGAUUUUUGCAUUCCACUAGCACUAAAAUGGCGCACCCUAAUUCAUGACUGGUCGCCAGCCUUGCUAAAAUUUUAUCUCAAUGCGUUCCAGAUGACUCUCCCAGAUCAGAGUAAUUUAGUAAGAUGGGGUAAAGGUACCGAAAAAACUUGCUAUAUCUGCGGAAAGGCAGUUGGAACUGCCAAGCAUUUGCUGGUGGGAUGUAGGGUUCUCCUGGACAGCGGUCAAUACUCGCGUCGUCACGACAGGGUUUUAGAGAUCAUACGUUUUGUGAGAGAGGGCACCAGGGCUAUAAAAUCAAACGUCAAGCCUUACUCUAUCCUUAAAGCGGCUUCGGAUUGGACUAUCAUGAUGGAUGCGUAUGAGAAACAAUACAAAAUCCCCGAGGAUAUUUGUGCGUCGGCCUCCAGACCAGACAUAUUUCUAUAUUCGCGUAUUUUAAAGCGCGUUGUGAUGAUAGAGCUUACGGUGCCUUGGGAAACCAACAUCCCCAAAGACCAUGCCAUCAAGGUCAAUAAGUAUUACGAGCUCACUAACGAACUAACUCGAAAUAGGUUCGUCGUUGAUUUGUACGCGGUAGAGGUGGGAGCGAGAGGUAUAACAGCUGAAUCUCUCUAUAACCUACUAAAAGACUUGGGCCUGUCCAGAACUAACAUUAAUUCAUUCUUAGAACGUACGUCGAAGGCAGCCCUAGUAGGUUCUUUUCAAAUUUGGUUAGGUAGGGAGAGGAACUUGGACAGUGGAGGUGAGCGUAUAACGCGCGUUAGUUAA
Danaus chrysippus (African queen) is the source of this 1152-nucleotide messenger RNA. The record is from the annotation of a GenBank genome assembly. Lineage: Eukaryota; Metazoa; Arthropoda; Insecta; Lepidoptera; Nymphalidae.